GCAUGGAGCCCGGGAAGGCGGUGCCUGGGGCGCACAGCAGCGGGCCUCGGGUGGCCGCGGGGUCAGGGACGGCCGCGGAGCUCGUGUACCAUCUAGCGGGGGCCCUGGGCGCGGAGCUGAAGGAGCUGGCGCGCCGUUUCGGGCCGGAGGCGGCGGCCAGGCUAGUGCCACUCGUGGUGCGGACGCUGGAGCUCCUGGAAAAGGCUGCCGUGGGGCCGGACCCAGACUCACUGCAGGUGUCAGCGCAGCAGGCCGAAGUGGAGCUGCGGCGGCUGCGGGAGGAGAACGAGCGCCUCCGCAGAGAGCUGCGCUCUGGGCCACAGGAGGAGCGCGCUCUCCUGAGGCAGCUCAAGGAGGUGACCGACCGCCAGCGGGACGAGCUCCGCGCGCACAACCGAGACCUGCUGCAGCGCAGCCAGGAGACCGAGGCGCUGCAGGAGCAGCUGCAGCGCCUCCUACUGGUGAAUGAAGAGCUGCGGCACAAGCUGGCCGCCGUACAAACCCAGCUGCGCGCCGCGAGGGACCGCGAGAGCGAGCGGCAACUACAGCGCCAGGGGGUCGUGGAGCUGGCGCGGGACCAGGCCGGGGCGGCCGGCUACGAGCAGAGGCAGGAGCCCGAGCGGGCCACCGCCGACGCAGGAGCCCCGGGGACCCCUGAGGACCCGGCGGGUGCCCUGCAGCAGCCAGGGUGCUCCUCCAAGGCAGGACAGUGCAGCUUCAGUCGAGAGGAGCUUGAGCAGAUCCUUCAGGAGCGGAAUGAGCUCAAAGCCAACGUGUUCCUGCUGAAGGAGGAGUUGGCCUACUUCCAGCGGGAGCUGCUCACAGACCACCGGGUCCCUGGGCUUUUGGUUGAGGCCAUGAAGGUGGCUGUCAAGAAGCAGCGGAAGAAGAUCAAGGCCAAGAUGCUAGGGACCCCAGAGGAAGCAGAAAGCAGUGACGAUGAAGACAGCUCAUGGCUCCUGCUCUCCAGUGAUAAGAGAGCCCACCCUCCACCCACUGAGUCCAGAAUACAGAGUUUCUUUGGCCUGUCCUAUCAGGGUGAAACAGAGGACCCUGAAGCCCAGACCAGCAGCAUGGCUCCCAGCGAGCUAGGGGGAGAAGAGGAGGCGCCCCCCCAGUCCUCAACUCCUGACUAGCUCUGCUCAGCACUCGACGAGCAUCUUUGUCUGGGGGUCUCAGCUGCCCCCAGAGACCUGACUUGGGAAUUGGGCUAUGGGUGGAUGUGUGGCCUCAAAUGA
Callorhinus ursinus (northern fur seal) is the source of this 1238-nucleotide messenger RNA. The record is from RefSeq and is a predicted model, not a curated record. NCBI's taxonomy places the organism in Eukaryota, Metazoa, Chordata, Mammalia, Carnivora, Otariidae.